Molecule: messenger RNA, 1469 nt
Organism: Aspergillus pseudonomiae
Lineage: Eukaryota; Fungi; Ascomycota; Eurotiomycetes; Eurotiales; Aspergillaceae
Gene: nuf2
Product: kinetochore-associated Ndc80 complex subunit NUF2
Exons: 4
Coding region: 1-1392 (463 amino acids)
Biological process (GO): meiotic chromosome segregation; attachment of mitotic spindle microtubules to kinetochore; kinetochore organization
Cellular component (GO): Ndc80 complex; kinetochore
Molecular function (GO): protein-containing complex binding
Source: RefSeq, a predicted model, not a curated record
AUGGCAUAUAAUCAUCGAAUGAGUCAGCAAUUUCGUGGCUCCCAGCAGCAACACGGCAGAGGUCGCAAGAAGGAAGACGAGAACGAUGCAUUAAUGCGCCUGCCCGAUAAGGAGAUUGCAGGAUGUAUUAAUGAUAUCGGUAUACCUUUCACUUCUGCAGACCUUAUCAAGCCGAACCCCCAACAAAUCCAGAUGGUAUUCGAAUGGUUCGCUGAACUCCUCAUGAACAUCACCCAUGAAGCAGUGGAGCCUGCGAUGCGCGCAGCGGCAGAUGAUGUUGGCGGCGACUUUCCCGAUAUUGUUCCUGCCGAUACACGGAACCUCAUGGGGUUCUUCGUCAGCCUAAGAAAGCUUAUGAUGGAGUGCGGAGUCAAUGAUUUUACGUUUACGGACCUAACAAAGCCUACGCACGAUCGCUUGGUCAAAAUAUUCUCUUAUCUUAUCAACUUUGUUCGAUUUCGCGAGUCUCAAACGCCCGUCAUUGAUGAGCAUUUCAACAAGUCGGAGAAGACCAAGGCCCGGAUUGAUACCUUAUAUGCAGAGAACCAGGAGAUGGAGCAACGCCUGGAAGAGAUGCGCCGGAAUCUGCGGGCCAACGAAGCACAAGUAAAAGAGAAAGUUAGGAGAAACGAUGAAUUAAAAGCGCGACUACUCGAGUUGAGACGAAACCAGGAGCGGGUUGCCGAGACAUUGGAACGAGUCAAGGCAGAUAAAGCCAGACGGCAAACGCAGCUAGAGGAGAAGACGGAGAAAGUCGUGCGUACCCGACAAGAGGUUGAGAAGCUCCGCCCAUAUGCUAUGGAAAGUCCGGUCAGUCUUCAGGCCACUCUGACCGAGCUGUCGGAGAAUUUACUACGUGAGAAAGCUCAAAUCGAUGCGAUGGAGAAAAGGGCGAGAGCACUUCAAACUUCAUCAGAUACGUUCACGGUCGUCAGCAAUGAUGUCCAGGCUUGCGUUAGGCUUCUUGAAGACAUUUCUGCGGAGUUGCAAAAGGAGGAGGAUGAAGAAUCACGAGCAUCUCGGAACAAGGAAGCGAUCUCAGAAAGAGGCAACAGCGUCAGAGAAGUGGAACAAACUGAAAAGUUGCUGCAGCGACAGUUGGCAAGAUGGAAUGAAAGGAUUGAAACUCUGCGAAAGAAUGCGCAAGAGAAGGCAGAGGCAGCGCAGGCCCGCAUGGAGGAACUCCGGGAUGUCCAGAAACAGCUUCGUGAAGAGCGCGCGGAAAAGCAGCGUGAUAUGGAGAGAAGGAGGAUUAGAAUUGAACAAACGGAGAAAAAGAUGGUGGACCUCAAGGAAAACAUCGAAAACGAAAUUCAAAGUGCCCAUGAUGAAUAUUUGAGGCUGGAAUCACAUAUCAAGCUCUACAUUACCGAAAUGGAAAAAUGCAUAUGAGUCAUGGAGUCAUGUUGUUUGUUUUUUAGGAGUUAUAUGGUCGGCUCUAGGAUACCCGGUUGGUUGCGGUUUUACAC